Molecule: messenger RNA, 4306 nt
Organism: Elgaria multicarinata webbii
Lineage: Eukaryota; Metazoa; Chordata; Lepidosauria; Squamata; Anguidae
Gene: SMARCC2
Product: SWI/SNF related, matrix associated, actin dependent regulator of chromatin subfamily c member 2
Exons: 29
Coding region: 51-3881 (1276 amino acids)
Biological process (GO): positive regulation of DNA-templated transcription
Cellular component (GO): npBAF complex; nBAF complex; SWI/SNF complex
Molecular function (GO): histone binding; nucleosomal DNA binding
Source: RefSeq, a predicted model, not a curated record
GGGAGAGAGAGGGGCGAAGCGGCGCGGCCCAGGCCGGCGGCGCUGGGAAAAUGGCGGUGCGGAAGAAGGACGGCGGCCCCAACGUCAAGUACUACGAGGCCUCGGACACCGUUAGCCAGUUCGACAGCGCGCGUGUCUGGCUGGGCAAGAACUACAAGAAGUACAUCCAAGCAGAACCACCUACCAAUAAGUCAUUAUCCGGCCUAGUUGUGCAACUGCUCCAGUUCCAAGAAGAGGUAUUUGGAAAGCAUGUCAGCAAUGCACCGCUCACAAAGUUACCGAUCAAAUGCUUCUUAGAUUUCAAAGCUGGUGGUGCCUUGUGUCACAUCCUUGCAGCAGCCUAUAAAUCCAAGAGUGACCAAGGAUGGCGGCGUUUCGAUUUCCAGAAUCCAUCCCGGAUGGAUCGCAAUGUGGAGAUGUUCAUGAGCAUUGAAAAAUCUUUGGUGCAGAACAAUUGCCUUUCCCGACCUAACAUCUAUUUGCACCCAGACAUUGACCCUAAAUUGCAAGCCAAACUCAAAGACAUCAUCAAACGACACCAGGGAACUGUAACUGAAGAUAAGAGCAAUGCUUCCCAUACCGUCUUCCCAGUUCCUGGUAGCCUAGAGGAAGAAGAGUGGGUUCGGCCAAUUAUGAAGAGAGACAAACAGGUCCUUCUGCACUGGGGCUACUAUCCUGACAGUUAUGACACCUGGAUCCCAGCAAGUGAAAUUGAAGCCCCUGUGGAGGAUGCCCCCACACCUGAGAAACCCCGCAAGGUUCAUGCUAAGUGGAUCCUGGACACAGACACUUUUAAUGAGUGGAUGAAUGAAGAAGACUACGAGGUAAAUGAUGAAAAGAGCCCCGUCUCCCGUAGGAAGAAAAUCUCCGCCAAGACUCUCACAGAUGAGGUUAACAGUCCUGACUCGGACCGACGGGACAAGAAGGGGGGAAACUAUAAGAAAAGGAAGCGUUCUCCCUCCCCUUCACCUACUCCAGAAGCUAAGAAGAAGAAUGCCAAGAAAGGUCCUUCCACGCCCUACACGAAAUCCAAGCGUGGCCAUCGUGAGGAGGAGCAGGAAGACCUCACUAAAGACAUGGAUGAGCCUUCUCCUGUCCCCAAUGUUGAAGAAGUCACACUACCAAAAACAGUCAACACCAAGAAAGACUCCGAAUCUGCUCCUGUGAAGGGUGGCACCAUGACAGAUUUGGAUGAGCCAGAGGAUGAGAGCAUGGAGACUGCAGGCAAAGAUGAAGAGGAAAACAAUGCCGGGAACAAAGGAGAACAGACAAAGAACCCCGACCUGCAUGAAGACAACGUGACCGAGCAAACUCAUCACAUUAUCAUUCCCAGCUAUGCGGCCUGGUUCGACUAUAACAGUGUGCACGCCAUUGAGCGGAGAGCCCUCCCAGAGUUUUUCAAUGGCAAGAACAAGUCAAAGACUCCAGAAAUCUAUUUGGCAUACCGUAAUUUCAUGAUUGACACGUACCGGCUGAAUCCACAGGAGUACCUAACCUCAACUGCCUGCCGUCGGAACCUGGCAGGGGAUGUCUGUGCUAUCAUGAGAGUCCAUGCCUUCUUGGAGCAAUGGGGACUUAUUAAUUACCAAGUAGACGCAGAGAGCCGGCCGACCCCAAUGGGACCACCACCUACGUCUCAUUUCCAUGUUCUGGCUGACACUCCUUCGGGAUUGGUGCCGUUGCAGCCCAAAACACCCCAGGGGCGUCAGAGCGAUAGCGACACCAAGGCUGGACGGAAGAGCAAGGAGAUUGAGGACCUUGUCACUGAGACGGUGAAAGGGAAACCAGAGAUGCAAACCACAGCUUCCCAGCAGAUGCUGAACUUCCCUGACAAGAGCAAGGAGAAGCCACCAGACAUGCAAAACUUUGGACUUCGUACUGAUAUGUACACUAAGAAAAAUGCUCCUUCCAAGAGCAAAGCUGCUGCCAGUGCUACCCGUGAGUGGACAGAGCAGGAGACAUUGUUGCUGCUGGAGGCCCUGGAGAUGUACAAGGAUGACUGGAACAAGGUUUCUGAGCACGUGGGCAGCCGCACCCAAGACGAGUGCAUCCUGCACUUCUUGCGUCUUCCCAUUGAGGACCCUUACCUGGAGGACUCUGAGGCCUCCCUCGGCCCCCUCGCCUACCAACCCAUCCCCUUCAGCCAGUCGGGAAACCCUGUCAUGAGCACCGUGGCCUUCCUGGCCUCCGUGGUAGACCCUCGCGUGGCAUCGGCGGCAGCCAAGUCAGCCCUAGAGGAGUUCUCCAAGAUGAAGGAGGAGGUGCCCACGGCCUUGGUCGAAGCUCAUGUCCGCAAGGUGGAGGAAGCUGCCAAGGUGACAGGCAAGGCAGACCCGGCGUUUGGUCUGGAGAGCAGUGGAAUUGCAGGGACCACCUCCGAUGAGCUGGAAAGAAUAGGUGAGGGGGGCGAGCGGGGCGCCUUCCGCGCUUCAGCCCGUGAAGCGCCCUCGUUGGACCUCGCCCAGUGUGCGGUGGGGACUAAGAAGGGUGCCGAGACGCAGGAGACCAGAGCCGGCCUGGCUUCCGGCCUGGAGCUCUCACUGAAUCGCCUGGCACAGGAAGAAAGCUGCACAGAUGAGAACCGGGCAGAACCGCCACCGUCCGAGGAGAAGAAAGAGGUGAAGGAACAAAGAGAAGGAGCCCUGGAGGAAGAAGCGAAGGAGAAACUUGGAGAGGUCCCUAGGAAAGAGGAGGAGAAAAGCAAAGAGGCUGAUGGCGAGAAGGAGAUGGACAAAAGUGAUGGGGACACCGUGGCUGAUGGAGAAAAAGAGAAAGAACCCAAGGAUGGUCAGGAAGAGGGACCCAAGGAUCUUGCAGAGACUGAGGGUGAGCGGAAGACCAAGGUGGAAAGGGACAUUGGCGAAGGUAAUCUCUCCACUGCAGCCGCUGCUGCUUUGGCUGCUGCAGCAGUAAAAGCAAAGCACUUAGCUGCAGUGGAAGAGCGUAAAAUCAAGUCACUGGUUGCCUUGCUGGUGGAGACACAGAUGAAGAAGCUUGAGAUCAAGUUAAGGCACUUUGAGGAGCUGGAAACCAUCAUGGAUCGGGAACGAGAGGCACUCGAGUACCAGAGGCAGCAGCUUCUAGCUGACCGACAGGCCUUCCACAUGGAGCAGCUCAAGUACGCCGAGAUGCGCGCUCGCCAGCAGCAUUUCCAGCAGAUGCACCAGCAGCAGCAGCAACAGCCGCCGCCGCCACCGUCUCUCCCCGUGGGCUCCCAGCCCCUUCCUUCGUCAGGGGCUCCCCUGGCACCGGCUGCUCACUCCAUGCCCAUCUCCCAGACCUCUGUGCCAGCUGCCAGCAACGUAGGACAGCCCAGCAGUAUGGCUCAAACGGAGCAGAUUGGGCAGCCGGUGGCAGUGCCGCCACAGCAGACAGCAGCCGGAGCUCCGCAGACUGGCCCAGGUCAAACUGGACAGCCUUCCGCAAGUUCCCAUGCCCAGCCUCCGUUCCCCAGCCAGCAGCCAUCGUCCCAGAUUCUCCCCGGGGCAGCCCCAACAACCGUUCACCCUGCCAUGGCUGGUAAUAUCCCCUCGGCUCUGCCUUUUGGAAUGCCUGCCUCCAUCCCAUUUAGCAUGGCUAGUAAUGUAACAGACUCCAUCGGCAUUAACUUCCCUGCUAACCCGCCCAUCCAUCCAGUGCAUGGUAACCUUGCGUGCAGCAUGGCUAAUCCGCCCGUCAUCAACGUCUCUAGCACCCUGCACCCUUCUGCUGCUCCGCUGCCUCACGGUUCUGCAGCUGCCCAGAGCCCAGCUAUUGUGGCUGCCAUGCAGGGCAGCCUCCUUCCAAAUGCUGGUCUUGGAUCAGAUCAAGGACCUUCACUGCAACCGGAUCCUAUCACUCCCAGCCCCAGCACGGCCACACCGGUCCCACCCACACAGUGAGAAGCUAUAAGCUGCUCUUCUUGAUGCCUCCUGGAUGAGCCCUCACCACUAGGAAGGACAGGAAACCCCAAAUCGUGUUAAACAUGGAUUCUGUUUGGGUGGGUUUUUAAAAGGCUUAAAAAACGGUGAUCCAAGGCGGAAGAGGAUUUGGCUCUGUUGACUCCCUUCCCCUGUGUUUCUCUGCCCCAUCCUAUGUCCCCCCCCCAAAUGCUUUUUUUGUAUCCAGUCGUACCAAGACUUUUUAUUUAAAGGUGUUUCUAAUUGGUGGGGGUGGGGGAGGGGGGGCAAGAAUCUUAUCUCCAAGCAGCCACUGCUAUUUAUAGAGGGCUUUGAUUUUAAACCUGGUUGAAAAGGGAGUUUAACUCCCCCUUGUAUGUGUCUGUCUCGCUCUUUUUUUUAAAACAAUAAAGAAAAAUUACAACAAA